This is a messenger RNA of Penicillium cinerascens, 1674 nucleotides long. RefSeq names its product putative MFS quinate transporter. The transcript has 5 exons. Gene Ontology annotation, biological process: carbohydrate transport; transmembrane transport. Gene Ontology annotation, cellular component: membrane. Lineage: Eukaryota; Fungi; Ascomycota; Eurotiomycetes; Eurotiales; Aspergillaceae. The record is from RefSeq and is a predicted model, not a curated record. Gene Ontology annotation, molecular function: carbohydrate:proton symporter activity. Bases 1 to 1674 code for a protein of 557 amino acids.
AUGGCAGGUGGAGCCAAGAAACCAGUCAACGUCUUCCGUCUGAGGAACUUGGGUGAGCCCAAGGAAGUCUUCAACUGGAAGUUGUGGUUCGCCGUCGUUUCCUUCGGUUUAAUGGGAGCUGCGCGAGGUAUCGAUGAAGGUCUCAUCUCCGGCGCUUUCAAUUCCAAGGACUUCCAACGGUACAUCAACUAUAGUUCAUACAGCCAGGUCGAGCAGACCAACAUCAAAGGAAAUGUCUCGGCGAUGGUGCAGAUUGGAUCCGUAGGAGGUGCUCUCUUUGCCUUCGUUGUUUGUGACCGAAUCGGCCGCAUCUGGGCAACCCGUCAACUAUGUGUGCUAUGGAUUCUGGGAAUAGCAAUCUUCUUGGGCAACAAUGGCAGCCUCGGGGCCGUGUAUGCUGGUCGCUUUAUCGCUGGUCUCGGCGUCGGACAGACCGUCGUCGUCGCUCCCGUUUAUCUUGCGGAGAUUGCUCCUGCUUCUAUUCGAGGUCUCUGCACCUGUGUCUUUACGGGUUUCGUCUAUCUCGGAAUCGUCUUGGCCUACUUUGCGAACUACGGCUGCCAAGUCAACAUGGGCGACAACACACACAAGAGAUGGGAGGUCCCCACCAGUCUUCACGUUAUCUUUGCAGGCCUGAUCUUCAUCCUGUCGUUCCUGCAAUACGAGUCUCCACGAUACCUCAUCAAGCGUGGCCAACCGGAGAAGGCGCUUGCCAACUUGGCUCGUCUCCGUGGCCUUCCCGCCGACCAUGAGUAUGUGGUGCGUGAGAUCAACUCCAUUCAAACGGCGCACCAGAUCGAGAUGGAGGCUACAAUGGGAUCCGGACCGCUGGGUGUCAUCAAGGAGACCUUCCUAAUUCCGUCCAACCUCUAUCGGAUCUACGUCGCCCUGACGGCGCAGGUUCUGUCGCAGUGGUCCGGUGCCGGUUCAAUCACCGUCUACGCCACGGAUCUUUUCAAACUGUUGGGCAUCACGGGUAGCAACGAGAACCUGCUGGUGACGGCCAUCUUUGGUAUCAUCAAGCUGACUGCCGCUAUUCUCUGCGCUCUCUUCCUCGUUGAUGUCAUCGGUCGUAAGCGUGCGCUGCUUCUGGGAAUUACGCUGCAGGCCAUUUCGAUGAUCUACAUUGCCGGUUUCCUGACCGCGGUGCCUGAAAUAGGCACGGUCGACGGCUACAAGAUCCCCGCCAACAAGAAGGGUGCCAGCGAGGGCGCGAUUGCCAUGAUCUACAUCUCCGGAUUCGGAUGGGCCCUGGGCUGGAACUCGAUGCAGUACCUUUUGACCGCCGAACUGUUCCCUCUCCGCAUCCGUGCACUCGCCACCUCCCUGGCCAUGACUCUGCACUUUGCCAACCAGUACGGCAACUCUCGCGCCGUGCCCAACAUGCUUCUCCCCGUAGCAGACGGCGGCAUCAGCCCCAAGGGAACCUUCUGGUUCUUCGGUGUGGUGACCCUCAUCGGCGGCCUCUGGGUCUGGUUCAGUGUACCCGAGACCGCAGGCCGGAGCCUCGAGAGUAUGGAUCAGCUGUUUGCUUUGCCGUGGUACAAGAUUGGUCUGCAUGGUAAUAAGGAUGCCGAUGAGCGUGAUCUGGUGAUCAACGAGAAGAUGGAGGCAAUGGAGGCUGAGGGAACUGCCCAUCAUGUGGAGAGGCAGGAUGCAGCCGCCCGGGUUUAG